Dimorphilus gyrociliatus is the source of this 2410-nucleotide messenger RNA. NCBI's taxonomy places the organism in Eukaryota, Metazoa, Annelida, Polychaeta, Dinophilidae. The record is from the annotation of a GenBank genome assembly.
AAUGCUUUGUUCUAACAAAAUUGAUGAUUGUUCACAAUUUGAAUUGUGCGAACAAGGUCAAUGCAUGUGUAAUAUAGAAUUUGGUCAAGAAAUUUGUGAUAAUAGCAACAAUCUGAUUUUAAUAAGAAUGAAAACUGGUAAAUUUAAUACAAGCAAAAAAAUUCUUUCAAUGGCAUCUAUUAGCCAAUGUUAUAUGCACUGUUUAAAUAAUACUCAAUUCAAUUGUGCUGGAAUAUCAUACAUAAAACAAAAUGAGGGUUAUCAAUGUCAUCUUUUCAGUGAAAUAUCUUAUCCAUUAAUUGAAAAUGAAAAUUCAUAUCUAAUUAUUCUAAAAGACAAAACUCUAGGAGUAUGUGGUGAAAAUUUUAGUCUAACACCACCAAUGGAACAAUGUUAUAUAAGAAUAUGGAUAGAAAAUGGCUGUUUUGCCGAGGAAUUUAAGCCUAAUGAUUAUGAAAAAUUAAUGACUAUUACGGAAUUUAUUGAUUAUUCGAAAGAAAUGUUUAAAUUGGCUGCACAGAAAUUUAGUGUAAAUGAAAAUUCUGAAAUUUACAGACUAAUCUGCUUUAAAAGAAUUAGUUCCGAAAAAAAUAUAGCAUUUAAUAAGGAAGUAAAUGAUCAUGGACAAUCCUAUUAUCCAUUAGGAAGUCCAUUGCAUGCUGUUGAUGGCCUAUUGCACAGUGACUAUUCAUUAGGUGCCUGUUCAGAAUUGUAUGAUAUAAUGAAUCCUACAAUUUCAAUAAAAUUACAAGGAAAACACAGAAUUAAAAAAGUUGUUUUAUGGCCAACAAAUGGUAAAAUAAAUCAAACAGUAAACAUUUAUGCAGAAAAUUCAAUUAAUUUCUGUGCAAACAAUGUCAAUAUGAUCAUUGAUUUACCUACUAAAGUCUAUUGUAAUAAUCUAAAGAUGAAUAGAGCUGAUGACGUCACGAUUCAAGAAAUAUUCCUGACUUCCCUCUAUCUUUGUGAAGUAGAAAUUUAUCCAGAAAAUGUAGCUUAUUUAAAACCAGUUUUCGCCAAAAUCGCAAAUGAACAUUUAUCUAAAUUAACUGAUGGACAUGAAAGCGAUUUUGCAACAAUGAAUCUUGGGAUUGAUUAUUGGGUUACAAUUAACCUUUUGGCUUACUAUAAUGUUUUUAUUGUAGAUUUGAAACCUUCGUUAACUUCUGAGGGAACCAAUCAAAAUAUUUUGAUUGAAUUAGCCAAUGAAAAUCCAGCUCUAGUUAAAAAUUCUGCAAAUUUCAAUUAUUGUGGCGAAAAGACUUAUUUAAUUCAGAUGCAUCAUUAUUAUUCAAUUGUCUGUAAUAAAGGGGGUGUCAAAGGUCAAUUUGUUGUUUUUCGAAGUAAUUUCAAUCCUUUUCAAAAAGUUGAAAUUAUUGAAAUUGAAGUAAUUGGAAGAUAUUUAAGAAAUUCGGAUAAAGAGAAUGUUAAUAUCUUUUUAAAUAAACCAUCCUGGUCAAUUUCCCAUCAUAAUAAACAAACUGCUGCUUGUAAAUUAACAAAUGGUAUUUUUCAUGAUAUUUUUCAAACAAAGAAAGAGAGAUAUCCUUGGGCAAGAGUGGAUUUGCUUGGAAAUUAUAGAAUUUUUAAAAUGGCUAUUAUGAGUAGAAGAAAUGCAAAUAGAGCCAGAUCUAUAAGAGGAAUAUUAUCAAACUAUACAGAAUUUAUUAUAAAAGAUCAAUACAAUUCUUCUCAAUUAUGCUUUAAUAAUGACAAUGAUUUUGAAAGUGGCGAAUACAGAAUUUGGACUUGUCAACAGCCAUUUCCGGUUGGUAGAUUUGCAACAAUUUAUCUUCACGUGGAAGAGAAAGAAUAUUUUAGUGCUUAUGAAAUUGAAGCUUUUGGUCAACAAAUAAUCAAUGAUAAUUUUACAUUAAUACCAUUAGUUAAGAGUGACAGAACUGUCAAUAAACAAGGUUUUAUUGCUAAAUUGGAAAGUGAGCAAUUACCUUUGAAAGCUAUUGAUGGUUUAGCGCUGAACGAUAAAACAGAAAAUGGUUUUUUCUCAUGUACUGGAAUUAGUAUGAAUGAUGACUAUGAGGGAAGAAUUACCAUUUAUAUGGAUAGUCUUCAUACUGUGGACCAAGUUACUCUUCUUCUUCCAAUCAAUUCAAUGACUUAUAUUUCAAACAUUUAUCGUGAUGCUGCUAUUCAAGUUGCAGUUGAAAUAUUGGAUAUAUACUUACAAAGGCAAAUUUGCUCUUUAAAAAACAAAGCAACACUUGAAUAUUUAUUCUAUAAUUGUCAAUUUAUUGGAGAUAGAAUAUCAUUUCGUAUAAUUAAUGGGACAAGAAAAGUAUUGAAAAUUUGUGAAGUAUAUGUUUUUGGGGAACAACAGAAGUCGCCCAGGGCAGAAGUCGCCCAGGACAGAAGUCGCCCAGAAAUUGAUAGAAGUCGCCCAGAGCUGUGA